Oppiella nova is the source of this 447-nucleotide messenger RNA. The record is from the annotation of a GenBank genome assembly. NCBI's taxonomy places the organism in Eukaryota, Metazoa, Arthropoda, Arachnida, Sarcoptiformes, Oppiidae.
AUGACGGGCGACUGGAGAACAGUCCUCAGGAAUAAUAUUCCGCAGAGAAAGCAGAAGAAUAUCGAAGAGAUUGCAUACGAAGACUCAUUGAGACGACAAAAAUACAAUCGAUAUAUUAGACAACGAGGCAAUGAUAGUGAAAUCGACAAUAAAAGAGACGAUGUUUUAGCAAAUUUGGAUGAUUUGGUCAAAAAUGAUUUGAUUCCUAAUGAAUGGAAAGACACUAUUUUGAAUGAUGUUCAGAAACAAAACGGACCGCCAAUUGAGUGUCCCUUUAGUGACGCCUAUUACUACGGAAUGUCACAGAAGUUUCGCAAAAGUAAUAAAUUCUCGCAAACGCUGUCAUUACGCGAGUGUCUUAUUAAAGCGAUUAAAGUGUCCAAUAAUACUGAAAAUGUUGACAAACUUUUAGACAAUAUAUUAUCUGAAAACGAUUUAGAAAAGGAU